Heterotrigona itama is the source of this 3325-nucleotide messenger RNA. The record is from the annotation of a GenBank genome assembly. Lineage: Eukaryota; Metazoa; Arthropoda; Insecta; Hymenoptera; Apidae.
CGCGAAACUCAUUUGCUACGCGUUCGUCUAGCACGUGCGACCACUGUUCUUUGCGCAGUGACCGUUGUGCGCGCGGCGUCUUUAGCUUCUCUACUCUCGUUCGGCACGCACACUCCAACGGAGUCUUAACACGAAUCCUUUAAUAUUAAACCGAUCAUCAUGGCGGAAGAAUAUCUUUAUGGAAUAACAUUGGAAGGAGUCAAUUCUAGCGAAGUAUGGGAUCCGGAACACAAGAACGACGAUGCAGACGGCACGAACCAACAUUUUGGUGCUGAUCAGAAGUUGAUCAUAAAAAUGGCUCUUCUAGGUCCAGAGGCUAAACCUGGUGAACUGAAUGUACUACAAGUCGAAGCAAUGGGUUUAAAAGGACCCAUUAAGGCACCAAUUGCUUUACUGGAGAUGGGGAAAACAGCACAGAUUAUUUUGGAUCUCAGUUUUCCUGAUCCUCCAGUCACAUUUACUUUGGUUAAAGGAAGUGGUCCUGUUCACAUAGUAGGACAUAAUUUACUUGGAGCCAGAAGAUGAAGAAGAUGAUGAAGACGAACCCAAGAAGAAGAAGACCAAAUUAACAACUGCAGCCAAAUACAAAAACCAAGCUAAUAAGAACAAGAAAAAAUAAACAUGAGCCUUAAUAAUAUGGAAAUAUAACAAACUUUUAAGUUAGGCUAAUAAGCGUAAGUCCAUCAUUAUCAUCCGCAUUUUUGCGAAUCUAGUAUCGUUUCACCAGAUUAUCAGACGAUAAACGUUACCUUCCACAUUUGUAUAACACAACUGGAUCAUUCAAUUAUUAUAAAAUAAUAUACUGUAUACUUUAUAAAGAAUGUCGCAUGUUUUUGGUUAAUGAAAAUUUUAAUUAAGUUAUAUAACGAACAGAAAGUGGAAUAUCUUUUAACAUCCUUCUUUGAAAUGCCCUAGAAGAAUGACCUUUAAAACAUAUUAAACAAACUCUAUGGGAUUUUAAGAAUGUGAAUCGAAAAUUAUUUUUUUGACAAAAUUUUAUGGAGUUGAAAGUUCAAAGGGGAUUCUUCUGAGGGUCGAUUACGUGUAAAAACAUUAAAGAAAAGAAAAAAAAAAUGAUGAAUAUUACAAAAUUAUCAUGGUGUUUAGAAGUUAAUGUGGAAAGAAAGUUGAUCAUAUUUGGAUCAGUUGUUGUUAAAUUAAGUGGAAGGUGCGAACGGAUCUACAGUGAGAUGUAUUCGUAUUGUUUCCUUUUUUGUCUUCUCCAAUGCCGUGUUCACACAUCGACACUUCCAAUAAUGCGAAGGUACAUUAUUCUAACGUAGACAUGUAAACGCGAGUCACAAGAAAAAAAUGAAUUUAUUAUGCUCUUUAAGAAGAAGAAAAAAACAAAUUUCAAAGAUAACGUUCCAGUGUAAUUUAUUAUUUUCGUGUGUACAAGAUGGGGAAGGAGUAAUAGUGACAGAACUCUUAUAUGCUAGAAUGUUAUUAAUAAUUGUAAAGAGGGUAAAAAACAAUGAGGUCAGAAUUAAAGGAAAAAAAAAGAAAGAAACAUAUUUACACGUCAUCUCGACAUUCAUUCCAUUUGAUGAAAGAACAGAAGAGGGGUUUACACAGGUGUACUACACAAUGUGAUGCUCUUACAUCGGUGUUAUAUGCGAAAAAAAGCAUAUGUAAAGCGUGUAUAAAACACGCCCGUGCGAUUGAUAAGUAGUCUGUACACCUAUUUUGUACAUAUACGAUACAAUAAAAAAUUUCACAACUUUUAAUCAGUAUUGGAUGAUGUAAUCGUUAUUUAGACGUCUUUCCUGAUAAAGGAAAAAUUAGGCAUUCGUAGGUUAAAAAGUUUUGUGACAUAUAAGCGUUUGUCAUUUAUUAAUACAAUCAAAGAUAUCUAAUAAUUCAAUGAAAAUGAUUUUUCGUCAUUAUGUGAGGGAAAGAAAUUGUUUGUUCAUACAAUCCCCGAGGAAAUAAAUACAAACAUCAUGUUAAUGAUUUUUAACGUGUGAGAGAUACAUCAGCCUAUUUUAUCAAAAGAAUCCUGUGAUUGCCUACAAAUAAAUAGAACUUAAAAAUUUGCUAGAUUGAGAACGUAAUAUUCGCUAUUAUGAUAUGCAGAAUAUUAGUUCUAAGAACAGUUUGAACAAGGACACAAACGUAAAGAUUUUUUGCUCAAGUACACAAUGUCAAAUUGUCAGCGAAGAAUUAACAAAUUUACGUCAACAAGUGACAGACCUAAAGGAAACAAUCAUAUCAUUAGAGAACAUUAUACAAUUAAAGGAUGUCCAAUUGCAAAAUAUGCAACGCGAUAAUAAUCGACUGUCGGCUGAAUUGAAGAAACAACAAAGAUACAUCAGGAACCUCAAACAGCAGUUGGACGAUGACAGGUUCUUCUACCAGAGAGAAAAGGAUUUCUUGAACAGUGAAAUACAACGGCAGAAAACACGACUUAAUGUCUCGAAAUUAUCAAAACAAAGGAAGGAAUUAGAGGUAGUACGAGAAUGUUUAGAAGAUGAGAAUAAGUCGCUUCGAGAAGAAUUAAACGAAAAAGUAGAAACAACGUACAAUUUAUGUAUAAAGUUUUUGCGAAUGAAAUAUGCCAAGGAUUCGUUGAGGCAAAAAUUUAACCAAUUACUAAAGGAGCACCUUCAAGUAAUGACAGACAUGAUGGAGAAACUAGAUGAAGCAAGAGAAGAACUCAAUAUAAUUGUAUCUGAAAAGUUUCAGGACCCUCUGCCUUUGAGUAAAGCAAAAUUUUUACAGGUGAAUUUCGUAAAAAGCUAUAAUCGAUUGUAGUCAUUGCUUAAUUAUAUAGUGUUUUAUAUUUUUUUAUUUAUUAAAAGAAAUUGUAUCAUGAUUCUCAGGUAGUGCAAAGAAAUGCUCGAUUAGUUCAUGAAAACGCGAUGCUUAAAAUGCAAAUACAACAUUUGACAUUGAAUAUCGAAAGAUUAAAAAGUUACAUGCAAAAACCGAAGUCAAUAAAUGUAGACGCAAAAAUUAUUGCAAAAUUAGCGGCACAAAGUAAGAAAAGAUAUAGCAAGGAAUCUACAAAAUGGCUACCGUUUCAGUAAGAUCAUAUGUUUCGUAAAAGACAUCAAUAUAUUAGUUUUUCUUUUUUUUUAAUAUAAAUGUUCUAUCUUUUUUAAAUAUUUUCCUGCUCGUAUCCUAUUCCUUUCUAAAAAAUUGACCGGAUAUGUUUCUCUAGUUUAUGUGAAAACGGAGUUAAUAAAACUUCGUCAGUUACCAAAUCGUCAAAUAGUGAAAAUCCUGUUGAUAAUUCUGGGGAUGCGAAAUUAGUGUCCAAAACGAUCAGUGUUCGGUCAAACAGCUUGAAAAAGUAUGCGAAUACGACAAUGCGAGAAAUGAA